UGUAACUUUUUAAGCAAGAAUAAUUACAAGUUGAAGGUCAUCGUUAAACAAUACAAAAUAUAAACCUAGAUACCCAUUACCCAUGGAGUACAUUGAAUGCUGCAAACACAUGGCGCAACACACCAAGUCCGCAGAAUGAGUUGGUAAAUAGGUUCGCCUUUUUCGGUCCGUAUAAAAAUCCAAAACAAAACAUAAGAACGGACCUCAUUUCAUUAAAUCUCUGUCUAGGCCAAGUAGUUGAUACAUGUUCCACAUGCAAACCUCCUUACUCAUCAUGUCACACGUACGUGUCAUGACACAAUAACAUCACUUUUUCUAUAAAAUUUUGGAUAACAUUAACACACACAAUCUCAUCAUCUCACCGCCUCUUUUCUAUUCUUUCAAUUCACAAAUAAUUCUCUUGUCAACCAGCUUUAUAAUUUAAUCCAAACUCACAUCAACAAUCAACAAUGACGGAACGUACAACACCACACCAAGUCCUAGUGCACACAACAACACGCAGUACUUACGACACCGCUGUUACCCCUCAACAGCGAUAUGAGGCUGUUACCCCUCAACAGCGAUAUGAGGCUGUUACCCCUCAACAGCGAUUUCAGGGUAGUAGAGCUACACAUUAUUCUGACAAAACUCCAUCAACCUCUCAAGUGCUUGCCGUCAUUGCUGGCCUUCCUGUAGGCGGCAUACUGCUUGCACUCGCUGGACUCUCCCUUCUCGGAACACUCACAGGACUGGCGCUCACAACCCCGCUUUUCAUCCUCUUCAGUCCUAUACUUGUUCCCGCCACCAUUAUCAUUGGCCUGGCUGUCGCCGGUUUUUUGACGUCCGGAGCAUUUGGGCUAACGGCUCUUUCGUCGUUCUCAUGGGUCGUAAAUUACAUCCGGCAGACUCAAGGGAGUGUGCCCGAGCAACUCGAGUCUGCCAAGUAUCGUUUGGCGGACGUGGCAAGUUAUGUGGGGCAGAAGACGAAGGAGGCAGGACAGAAGACGAAGGAAGUUGGACAAGAGAUACAGUCAAAGGCUCAGGAAUCGAAGCAAGAUAUACAGGCAAAGGCUCAGGAAUCCAAGCGAACAUCAACAGCAGCAGCAUGAGAAAAUGAACAAGCUUGGCUCAGUGUUUGUUUGUUUUUGGGGUUUGUAUGGGAACAUAAUAAAUGAUGCGAUGUCAUGUGACAUAGCAUACGUAAAGUUUGUGUUAUAUUGUUGGGUUAAGUAAGGGGACGUCGAUGCUUUGUGACAUAAAUGAGUGAUGCGUUGUUCAAUUCAAUGUGUGUUAUAUGCUAGUGUAAUAAAUAAUCUCUUUUUUA
Messenger RNA from Lathyrus oleraceus (garden pea), 1303 nucleotides. RefSeq names its product oleosin Ara h 10.0101. Gene Ontology annotation, biological process: response to freezing; lipid storage; seed oilbody biogenesis. The transcript has a single exon. NCBI's taxonomy places the organism in Eukaryota, Viridiplantae, Streptophyta, Magnoliopsida, Fabales, Fabaceae. Gene Ontology annotation, cellular component: membrane; monolayer-surrounded lipid storage body. Bases 450 to 1088 code for a protein of 212 amino acids. The record is from RefSeq and is a predicted model, not a curated record.